Ahaetulla prasina is the source of this 3337-nucleotide messenger RNA. Its product is annotated as ubiquilin-1-like. Lineage: Eukaryota; Metazoa; Chordata; Lepidosauria; Squamata; Colubridae. The record is from RefSeq and is a predicted model, not a curated record. The transcript has a single exon. Gene Ontology annotation, molecular function: polyubiquitin modification-dependent protein binding. Gene Ontology annotation, cellular component: cytosol. Gene Ontology annotation, biological process: ubiquitin-dependent protein catabolic process. Bases 1767 to 3275 code for a protein of 502 amino acids.
CUUCCCUCCCGGGGUUGUGGGUGCUUCAACACUGCAAUUUUUCAAAAAUAGACUGGACAACCAUUUGACUGGGUCCCUGACUGAGCAGGGGGUUGGACAAGAAGACCUCCAGGGUCCCUUCCAGCCCUAGGAUUCUACGUUCUAUGGCACCUGCCUGCUGAGGCCGGGUCAGGGGGUGCUAGCUGCUUCCUGUGCCAGAAGCCUUGCCAACAGUUGGCUGAGCCCUGGGCUGGGGGAUGUAACCCUAACCCUAACCCUUGGCAACAUGUGGCCUAGAUCGCACAACUGGGCACUGCCAUACCUGGCAAAAAGGCCUCUGGCCAGAGUAAAGCCCACAGCAGAGGCACGGAACCCGAGGAAGUCCCUGUGGGGCCGCUGGGAGAAUUUAAAUCCCAUUUGCCAGGCAGCUUCCAGGCGUAUGUCUUGUCAGCAACACCCAGGACCAGGAAAGAAGGACAACUGGGCUCCUUUCAGCCACAAGGGAAAAAGAACUUUUAGCCCAGGAAGCGAGAACGUUCUGGAUCAGCUUGUUUCUGGUUGGAGGUCCUGUUGACCAGAGAUAGUGGGGGAGGGUGUUGGACUCCAGCACAUCUAGAUCAAUCAGGGACCUUGGAGGUCUUCUGCUCAAAUAGGAGACCCUGUACAAUUUGAGACAAAUGGCUGUCCAGUCUCUUCUUAAAAACCUCUGGUGUUGGAGCAGCCACAACUUCUGGAGGCAAGUUGUUCCACUGGUUAAUUGUCCUCACUGUGGGGAAGUUUCUCCUUAGUUCUAGGUUGCUUCUCUCCUUGAUCAGUUUCCAUCCAUUGUUUCUUGUCCUGCCCUCCGGCGCUUUGGAAGUUGACCCCCCCUUCUCUUCUUUGUGGCAACCCCUCAAAUACUGGAAGUCUGCUAUCAUGUCCGCUCAGUCCUUCUUUUCUCUAGAUUGGCCAUACCCAAUUCCUGCAACCAUUCCUCAUAUGCUUUAGUCUCCAGGCCUUUGAUCAUCCUAGUUGCUGUUCUCUGCACUUUUCCCCAAAGCCUCAAUGUCCUUUGUGUGAUGUGACCAAAACGGGAUGCAGUAUUCCAGGUGUGGCUGUACAAAGGCUUUAAAAAGCUUAGAAGGAACCAUGCUGGAGAGAGCUGAGGGGUUUGGCUGCCCCGCCAUCAGUUGUCAUUCCAACUUCAGCAAGGUGCUCCUGCCUGAGGACAUUGUUAAGGGGGGGUGAACUGACGGGGCUCUUUAGUGAAGGGAGAGGGGCCGGACUGCUGACGGUUUUGAGGGGAAACUUCUGUAGUCAUGUACUGCAUUGAGCUUGUGACCGUUCCACUCCAUUUCCUGCCCAGCGCCAGUUGUGGGAAGAAGCUGCAGGACGUACAAUUGUUGAGUUGUCUUCUGAGGCAAGGAACUUUGUGCUGGGAUGCCACCUGUGGCUUGCAUAGCUUGGCCCUGGGAGAGGUCCCUGCUCACAGAACUGCCCCAUGGACAGCCUAGAAGACCAGGGAGAGGUCCAGCCAGUGGCCUCAACAAUGACAUCACAGACAACAGAUUCCACAUCAGAAGGUUGGCGUGGUGCAUCUGUGGGCGGGUGGAGGUGCAGGUAGAAGAAGAGACCCAUAGCUUGCAUGUGGGCAGAGUGAGGAAGCCGGGCAGGGGCACUUUGGGCUGGGAUGAGCAGCGCGCUCUGACUCUGACCGGCCACAGCCAAGGGAGAUCUCUCGGUCCUGCUUGCUACCCGCUUGGCCUUCAUUCUUUUCCCAGAAGAGAGAAGCAAAACUUGGGGGCAUUAUGGUUGAAAGCCAGAUCAUUCCAGGAGUUGAUUUCAGAUCCACCAAAGAGCCACAAGUUGUCCGGAUAAUUGUGAAGACGCCCUGGCAGAAGGAAGAGUUUUUGGUCCACAAGGACAUGCUGGUGAGGGAAUUUAAGGAGCAUGUAGCCCGGCACUUGUCCUCUUCUCCUUCCCAAAUUGUGCUGGUCUACACUGGAAGGAUCUUAAAAGACCACAAGUCCCUCGCCCAGCAUGGGAUCCACCUGGACAGUAAUGCUGCCGUCUACGUCGUUGUCCGAUCCCAACAAGUGUAUCCAUCCCAGCAAAUGCCCACCCUUCCAGCUGACCUGGGUCCAGACCCCAAAGCCCCCAUGAAUGGCACUUUCGCAAGUGAUGGCUUGCGGGAGCUGACGGCCAGUCUGGGCCUGAACACGGCCAAUUUCACAGAAUUCCAGAACCAGCUGAUGUCCAACCCUGACCUGAUGAUGCAGCUUCUAGAGAACCCCUUUAUACAGAGCAAACUUUCGAGCCCCGACCUGAUGAAGAAGCUGGCCACCAAGAGCCCUCAGAUACGGCAGGUGAUCCAGAGGGCCCCCGAGAUCAGCCACGUCUUCAGCUCUCCUGAAGGCAUGAGGUUGUUGUUGGAGCUGGCCAGGAACCCGGCUGCUGUGCGGGAAAUCAUCAAAUCCCCACCCCAGGCUCAGCCUUGUCCUGGGAGUGUCCCCAGUGGAGACGGCAACACGGCCUUGCAGGAUGUGCUGACCAAGGUGCAGGGUCUGCUGCAGAAGGCCCUCCCUAAGAGAUCGGCCCCCACCGUCUGGUCAGGAGCCCUGGGAGGCCACCAGCCCACCUUUGACCAGAGUGAGAAGUCUGGGCGGGUCAGGCAGCAGCUGCCUUCCCCCAAACUGUGGCCCCCACGGUCUAGUGGCCAGAACGUUGGCACGGCUGCUGGCAACGACCACAACAGAGGGGAAAGUGGCAACUUGCGAGGGGAGACAGGCCAGCUGGCCUCAGCAGCGGUGAAGACCCUGUUCCACCAGAUCAUCAAGCACCUCAUGCAGAGCAUGGCGAGCAGCCCUUCCAGAAACCCCACCGGCCAGGGUCUCAGCUCAGAGGUGGUGGGCAAAGCUGCCCAGAGGUCCAUGGCCGGAUCCAGAAACUCCCGGGAGCAGAUUCUGGCCCUCUUGCAGCAGAUUCAAAACACAGAUGUCCUUCUGGCAAGCUGGAGCCCUAAAGAGAUCCGGGGGCUGAUGGAAAUUCAGCAGAGGCUGCAGGCCUUGGCGACCGAUGAACCGGUGGCAGAGAGUUGCAGCCGAUCAGAGCAUCCUGCCCGGAGGUCGUAUUCCAUCACUUCUCUCUGUGAUAUUGUGCCCCCAUCUGGCCCAGGGGAUGAGGAGGACUUCUCUGCUCCCGAGAUCUGGCAGAGCCUGGCGGCGGAUGACUUCUUCUGCAGCCCCCCACUCGGUGUCCGCCUGCGGGGCUGCUCGGUGCAACAACCCCCUUCGAAGCAGCAGACAUACAAGCUCUGAAGUGUCGGGGCUGAGCCCUUGGCAGAGUGGAUGGGGCCCUUUGGGGGCAGCUUCUGGGCGGA